AUGCUUGAAAACAAUUAUUUUACAUUAAUUAUUCUUACUUUCAUUUCAAUUAUAUUUCUGGUUUUAUUCAUUGGAACUAUAACUAUUCUUAUUAAAAUUUACUUUAUUUAUCAAAGAAGAGGCCUCCAUCCGAACCAUGAGGCUAAGACAAAUUCUGAUUAUUCAAGAAGCAUUCAUCAGAGAAAAGAAGGCAUACAAGGCCAACAAAAUACUAAAACAGUUCACCCAAUUAACCACCCUUUAAGUAAAGUUUCUAUCCAACAAGGAGAGAUUGAACCAAUUUCUGGAAUUAUUUUAGUCAAUCCAACACCAAAGGCAGCAACUCCUUCACAAACUUCAAUCCCUAGAAUUGAAGUAAGCAAAACAUCUCAAGGAACUAAUCGAGUUAUAAAUAACGGCGGACAGCAAAUAAAUACUGGUAGUAACCAAGAGAUGAAUUGUAAGAAGAUUAUUAAUGUAAGACUUGAAGAAUUUAUUUAA
Molecule: messenger RNA, 480 nt
Organism: Meloidogyne enterolobii
Lineage: Eukaryota; Metazoa; Nematoda; Chromadorea; Rhabditida; Meloidogynidae
Source: the annotation of a GenBank genome assembly